This is a messenger RNA of Gavia stellata (red-throated loon), 2559 nucleotides long. RefSeq names its product terminal nucleotidyltransferase 2 (gene TENT2). The record is from RefSeq and is a predicted model, not a curated record. Lineage: Eukaryota; Metazoa; Chordata; Aves; Gaviiformes; Gaviidae. Bases 84 to 1565 code for a protein of 493 amino acids. Gene Ontology annotation, molecular function: poly(A) RNA polymerase activity. The transcript has 15 exons. Gene Ontology annotation, cellular component: cytosol.
UGUGCCGCCUGCGGGUCCGCCCCACCUGCCCCCGCCUAGACCUGGCGUAAAAGGAUACAUGUUCACUUCAAGUAGAAAGGAGCAUGUUCCCAAAUUCCUCCAACUUGGGUCGUCCACCCUUCCCUCCAAAACAUCAACAACGGAGUAAUUUCUUCAAUAAGUUUUCUCUAAAUAUACCACCUACUCUUCUCUCUCACCAGCAAAUUAUUGAUGCUCAGUUUAAUUUUCAGAAUGCAGCGGCUCUUUUGAGUGGGAACCUUGCAACUAUUCCAGCUGUUACACCACAACCAACGACUUACAGAAAUGGCAGUCCAGUAGAUAAGUCUGAUGCCCCCACAUCAUUCCGAGGAAGAAAGAGACUAAGUGAACCAAGUGUUCCACGUGAUGUCAAACGGCAGCGGUUUCAUACACAGCAUUCUGAAACAGCUGUAGUUAACCAAGCAGUGCCUUUACCAGAAGAACGUAGAUACUCCUUCCCAGGAUCAAUUCAGUCUCCACUGUUCCAUGCACCUUACAUGCACCUUACAUUGCAAGAUACUUUGUUUCCAGACCCUAUAGAAACCACGCUCCCUGUGGCCAAAGAUAAGUUAAGUCAGCAGGUUUUGGAGUUGUUUCAAGCAUGUCAGCAACAGACCUGUGAUUUGAACAGAAAAGAACUCUGCAGAAAAGAACUCCAGAGAGAAAUUCAGCGAAUUUUUCCACAAAGCAGACUCUUUUUGGUUGGGUCAUCACUGAAUGGAUUUGGCACUCGCAGCAGUGAUGGUGAUUUGUGCCUGGUGGUUAAAGAAGAACCAGUAAAUCAGAAGACUGAAGCAAGGCAUAUACUCAGCUUAGUCCAAAAACUCUUCAGUACUAAACUUUCAAGCUACAUUGAGCGACCUCAGCUGAUUCGAGCAAAAGUGCCAAUAGUGAAGUUCAGGGAUAAAGUCAGCUGUGUGGAGUUUGACUUGAAUGUAAACAGUGUUGUAGGGAUAAGAAAUACAUUCCUUCUGAGAACCUAUGCAUACAUUGAGAAUCGAGUUCGUCCAUUAGUACUUGUUGUUAAGAAGUGGGCGAGUUUUCAUGACAUUAAUGAUGCCAGUCGUGGUACUUUAAGCAGCUAUAGUCUUGUAUUGAUGGUUUUGCACUAUUUACAGACCCUACCUGAACCCAUCCUUCCAUCCCUCCAAAAAAAUUACCCAGAAUCUUUUGAUCCUACUAUGCAGUUGCAUCUUGUUCAUCAAGCUCCAUGUACCAUUCCUCCUUAUCUCUCAAAAAAUGGAUCAAGCCUUGGAGAUUUGCUAAUAGGCUUCUUCAAAUAUUAUGCCACAGAAUUUAAUUGGAGCCAUCAGAUGAUUUCAGUUCGUGAGGCCAAGGCUAUUCCAAGACCUGAUGGUAUUGAAUGGAGAAACAAAUUUAUUUGUGUAGAAGAGCCCUUUGAUGGGACAAACACUGCUAGAGCUGUACAUGAAAAACAGAAGUUUGAUAUUAUCAAAGGUGAAUUUCUGAAGUCUUGGCAGGUAUUACGAGACAAGAAAGACCUGAACUGUGUAUUACCUUUAAGAAGAACCAUACAGAAAAGAUAAUCGACUUCUUUUACUUUCUUCUUAUUGGAACCUGCUGAAAUAAAGAACAGUAUCAAAAUCAAGAGGCUGUUAUCCCAUGGUUUUUUUAUGACAAGUUUUUCUCUGUAAACUUUUGUCAAGGAAAUGUUUAUAAGAAAGAUUGCAUAUUUUAUUAUCCACAUUUGUUAAUACAGCUGUUCAUUCAAAGAUAUGUUUUCUGAAAAUGCUUGCAUUGUUCAUUGACUUCUAGAAGAAAAUCAAACAGCAAACCACACGAAUAAAUACUUUUCAAGGAAAAUAUGGGAAUAUACUGACUCGUUGUUUCCAUAAUCUGUGUAAUCAUUAAUUCAGACACAUUUAACCAUUAAAUGAAGACAUUCAGAGCUAAACAAUGUGCAAGCCGGACUAUUUCCUUAAGGCAUUGCGCACAGUACCCACUUCUUGAUGAACACACAGCCCAUGCUUUACAUCUCCUUAAUCGCAGUAAGCACUUCUGCUCAACUUGGCACUUUCCAGUUUUAUUUCCUUUUUACAUGGAACAACAAGAAACAAUUUAUGAAAAUUAAGCUAGAUUAUGGUUGGUAGUGUUCUGGAUAUCAAGAAUUGUAAUCUAAACUGGAAUUUUCAAGCAACAGUUCUACUACAAAGAAGUUGAAAUAAAAAAGGAGAAAUCAAUAUACAUAAAUGAUUCAUAUUCACACAGAGUAUGCAAGAUACUUUUUAGUAUCUUAGAGACUUUUUACAUAUUUGAACUAGUAGUGAUGUCUGCUUUGGUGGGGGGAGAAUCAAACCCCAAAAAAACCCCAAACAAAACACCCCAUAACCCUACCACUCCUACAAUGAGAUGGGCUUCUGUUUUGAUUUUGUGUGAAUAUUUGUAAAUUGGUCAGCUUCUGUAAAUUGAAUUUAAAUAAGUAAUCUUGAAAAUUUUAGGUUUUCAAAAAAAAGUUGUGAACCCUCCUUUAGACCUGCUGUAACACAUAUACGUAUAUUUGUUAUUGAAGACCAAGUCAUU